CCCCUCCAACAUCAACCCCUUUUCUCUUAGCUGUCCUUUCGUCGUUUCUUCCUUUUUUUUUUCUUUUCUUCAUUUUACUUUCUUCUUUUCUCUUCACUACUACGUGUGAACAAAAACCAAGUCUUCUCUUCUUUCUUCCUCCUCCUUCUUCUUCUUCCUUUUAAUUUCCCAAUUUCAAUUUUAUAUUAUUAAUAAUAAUGCCCACUUGGUGGGGUAAAAAAUCCAGCAAACCCAAGGAGCACGAAGAGCCACGUGGCGGCAGCAGCACCAGCAACGGCAGCAGUGGCGGCGGCGGCGGCGUUCUUCACUUCAAUUUUAGCAACAAGUCUCCGAUCAGAAACUCUAAUAAAAACGGUUAUAAACCCGAAAACCCAAGGAGUUUCGACGAUGCUUCUUCUAAUUUUAGAAACACUCCCAGAUCCAGUAGGGAUUUCUCUCCUUCAAUCAAUUCUGCCGGCGGUGGUUCUUCCUCUUGUUGGGAUUCUGAUGCCGGUUAUAAGACAGGGUUUCCUUUGCCUCAUCCUUCAGUUUCUUCUACACAAAGCUUGAGCAAUGAUCAAGGAAUUACUUUUGGAUUUGGAUCUGCUUCUGUUUCAGGUUCUAGUGUUAGCUCCAAUGGCUCUUAUGAUGAUCCUUCAACUUCUAACUCUCAGAUUAAUACCGCUAGAGGACAAUGUGAAACGAAGUUCAAUGUGAGGCCUAAAAGCCCGGGUCCAGGAUCAAGGGGGCCCACAAGCCCGACAUCACCUCUUCAUCCAAGGUUGAAUGUUUUGAGUCUUGACUCACCUACAAGCAGGCAAGAAGAUGGAAGGAGUGAGUGUCAUCCAUUGCCUCUUCCGCCAGGCUCACCGACUAGUUCUUCUUCUCUUCCUAACAACACAAGACCAAAUGGACUGAUAGAAAGCAGUACCACUAACCGUGGCAGUUGGAAGAGAGGAAAGCUUCUAGGUCGGGGAACUUUUGGACAUGUUUACUUGGGAUUCAAUAGUGAAAGUGGACAAUUGUGUGCAAUAAAAGAAGUCAGGGCUGUCUGUGAUGAUCAAACCUCAAAAGAGUGCCUCAAACAACUUAAUCAGGAGAUAAUUUUGCUGAGUAAACUUUCACAUCCAAACAUUGUUCAAUACUAUGGAAGUGAUUUGGGAGAAGAAACACUUUCCGUUUAUUUGGAAUAUGUCUCUGGAGGUUCUAUUCAUAAAUUACUUCAGGAAUAUGGGGCCUUCAAAGAGCCUGUUAUCCAAAAUUAUACUAGGCAGAUUGUCUCUGGACUUUCCUAUCUACAUGCGAGAAACACAGUGCAUAGGGAUAUUAAAGGGGCUAACAUACUAGUUGAUCCUAAUGGUGAAAUCAAGCUAGCGGACUUUGGAAUGGCUAAACAUAUAAAUUCUUCAUCCUCAAUGCUUUCUUUCAAAGGAAGUCCACACUGGAUGGCACCAGAGGUUGUAAUGAAUACAAAUGGCUAUAGUCUUCCUGUUGAUAUUUGGAGCUUGGGAUGCACAAUUCUUGAAAUGGCAACAUCAAAGCCUCCUUGGAGUCAGUAUGAAGGGGUGGCUGCAAUAUUUAAAAUCGGGAACAGCAAAGACAUGCCUGAAAUUCCUGAUCAUCUCUCAAAUGAUGCAAAGAAUUUCAUUAAGCUAUGCUUGCAUAGAGAUCCUUCAACUCGCCCCACAGCCCAAAUGUUAUUAAAUCACCCCUUCAUUCGAGAUCAGUCAGCAACAAAAGCUGCUAUUGUCAGAAUAACCAGGGAUGCUUUUCCAUACAUGUGUGAUGGAAGCCGGACGCCGCCAGCUUCAGAUCUUCACUCCAAUAGAACUUGUAUUGCUUCUCAGGAUGCAGAUUAUGCGACAAAAUCAGUUCUUGCAGCUUCACGAGCAGUAAGGAGCCCAAGAGACAACACAAGAAUGAUCACAUCUUUGCCUGUAUCUCCUUGUUCAAGUCCAUUGCGACAGUCUGGUCCAGCUCACAAGAGCUGUUUCCUUUCUCCACCUCAUCCAACUUACGCAAUGAUGGGACAAAAUACCCUCACUUCAUAUGAAUCAUAUCCAAUGAGAUCAAAUACCAAGUUUACUCUUGAUCCUUGGCAUGAAACACAUAUGUACAAAGUCCGCACACCUGGUGCAUCCCCAAGAACGAGACUUAUUUGAGUUUCUGAAUGUAAAUACCCUAAAAUCUUUCUUGGUGGUUUUCCCAGUCAUGCCUUGUGCUCUAUAGUUGAACUUCAUUCAAUUGUAACCCUGAAAGUUCAAACUAUAUCUAAAAAACUCUGGUCCAUUCUUUCUUUAUACAUGAGAAAUAGACGACAGUAGAAGUGAGAAGUGUAGGAGCCCUCUCGGAGCAGGCAUUGGACUGGGGAGACCUUGUAGCUUGUAACAAUUUUUAUUGAUUACUGUAAAACGGAAGGUGUUUGCCAUGUUUGUACUUUGUACUAGCCUUUUUGUUGUAUAUUAUUAUUAGUCCAAGGCAGAAGAAAAGAAGAGAAAAUUUUCAUACAUA
Molecule: messenger RNA, 2490 nt
Organism: Medicago truncatula (barrel medic)
Lineage: Eukaryota; Viridiplantae; Streptophyta; Magnoliopsida; Fabales; Fabaceae
Product: mitogen-activated protein kinase kinase kinase 3
Exons: 11
Coding region: 198-2141 (647 amino acids)
Biological process (GO): MAPK cascade; protein phosphorylation
Cellular component (GO): cytoplasm
Molecular function (GO): MAP kinase kinase kinase activity; ATP binding
Source: RefSeq, a predicted model, not a curated record